Platichthys flesus (European flounder) is the source of this 1390-nucleotide messenger RNA. RefSeq names its product nitrilase 1 (gene nit1). Gene Ontology annotation, molecular function: hydrolase activity, acting on carbon-nitrogen (but not peptide) bonds, in linear amides. NCBI's taxonomy places the organism in Eukaryota, Metazoa, Chordata, Actinopteri, Pleuronectiformes, Pleuronectidae. The transcript has 6 exons. The record is from RefSeq and is a predicted model, not a curated record. Bases 122 to 1042 code for a protein of 306 amino acids.
CCAAUGUCAAACAGCAGAGAAGAAGAAGGUAAACUUCCUGUUUCAGAGCGUUCACCUCGAUUCACAUAAAAACAACCGAUCAUUAAAAUGUGUGUAAAACAAGGCACGUGACCUCAGACCGAUGUUCAGAGCCAGGUGCAUUCUGGGAUCAGCAGCCUGGAGACUCCACAACAGGAUGAGUGCAGCUCCUCACUCAGUGGCUGCAGUCUGUCAGGUGACCUGCACCCCCGACAAGCAGGCCAACUUCUCUGCCUGUGAGCGUCUGGUGGAGGAGGCCAAGGAGCGAGGGGCCAGCAUGGUCUUCCUGCCCGAGGGCUUCGACUACAUCGGCUCCAGCAGGGAGGAGACGCUGUCGCUGUCCGAGAGCCUGACGGGAGAAACCAUCUCCCGCUACGCCCAGCUGGCCAGGAAGCUGCUGGUGUGGCUGUCUCUCGGGGGGUUUCAUGAACGAGGACAUGACUGGGAGAGGGACAGACGGAUCUACAACACUCACAUCAUAAUGAAUGAUAAAGGUGACAUUGUGUCCGUCUACAGGAAGUCCCACUUGUUUGACGUGGAGCUGCCAGGAAAAGGUGUAUCCCUCAAAGAAAGUGGCUUCACCAUCCCGGGACCCUCCCUGGUGUCUCCGGUCCAAACUCCCAUCGGCAAGGUGGGUUUGGGGAUCUGCUACGACCUGAGGUUCCCUGAGUCGUCUCUGGCCCUGCGGCGCCACGGGGCCGACAUCCUCACCUACCCAUCGGCCUUCACUGUCGCCACAGGAGCUGCUCACUGGGAGGUGUUGCUGCGAGCCCGAGCGAUCGAGACCCAGUGCUUCGUCCUGGCAGCAGCUCAGGUCGGCCGGCACCACGAGAAGCGCUCGUCGCACGGCCACGCCCUCGCGGUGGACCCCUGGGGCGAGGUGCUGGGCGACUGCGGUGGGGAGAGCCCUGGCCUGGUGCUGGUGCAGGUGAACCUGGACCAAGUCGGCAGCACCCGGAGGAACAUGCCGGUCCAGCAGCACCGCAGAGACCCGGGCUUCUACCUCAGCCUGGAGGACGCCUGACUUCAAGAGAGGACUUCUGGCUCCUGACUUCCAGAGACAAAUCAAAGUUACUUCACACAAUAAUCAACGACGGACUCGGACAUGUACAGUUGUAUUGAUUUUAGAUUUACAAUCAGUUUUCCUUUUGUCACGCUUCAGUAGAGUGAGUGGAAUGGAGGCCGUGGACGGACCAGGACCUUCAGGACUCUUUAGUUUCAGCCUCUGAGGUUUCAAACUGCUGCAGAAAGAAGAACAAGUAGCUCAUUAGUUUUUAAAGGACAUUUCUCCAGUGGUAGAAAGAGGUGUUGAAAUGAUUUCAUGUGUCUAAACAUCACUUCUAUUAAAUAUUUAAUAAAUAUUGUCACUGAA